CGCGCGAGUGGUUCCUGAACUCCUUUACACCUGCUGAAGUCCAUCGGCAAAGGGCGAAACCUCACGAGAUGUUGUAUCGUACUUAUAUCCUUGGCGAGGCCAACGCUCGUGCUGCCAACCAUCAAAUAGUUCGCGAAUGGCGAACGAUGGUUAGGGAGCGCGCCGACUGGGAGGCUUAUCGCGAGCGUAUGCUGAAACGUAUUGCUGAAUUUGAAAAAUCUAAAGCCGCGUUUGGUGAAGAGAGAGCCAAGUUUGAGGCUGACAAGAAGGCUGAAGAGUGGGGCCGCGAGGGGCUGCAGAAAAAACUCCACAAUGUUGAGGAGCAACUGGCCAAGGAGAAGGCCGAGUUUAAGCGUAUAUGCGCCCAAGACAACGAUCGUGCUUAUGCGCUUCGACAGAAGAUCGUUGAUCUUGAGGCUAAAGUUGCGGACUUGACCUCAAAGGUGGAGGAAGCGCAGGGUGAAAAAGCUGCCAAGCAGCAGAUGGAGGUUGAGCUGACUGAAGCCAAGGUGCAAUUGUCCAACAAGGACAAGGAUCUCCGAGCCAAGGACAUUGAGAUUGCGGAACUCAAACGUCGCUUGAAUGAGCAAAUCGACAGAUGCGAGUCUUUGGAGAUUGACCUUGAGGCUGAGAAGGUCAAGGCUGCUGAUGCUGAGGAGGCGCGUGCUGUCAGCACUGCUGCGCUUAAUGUGGCCCAGACAAACUACUCCGAGGCCCAAGGCAUCGUUGAUACGCUUGUCUCGGAGGCUGAAUGGAUGCGCACUCGCGGCGUAGUGCUGGUUGCCAACUCCAUCCUGAAUGCGAGCGAGCUAGACCGCGCCGUAGCGGCUCUGACAGAUGCGGCGCGUGCGGUGGGUCAUCGGGGAGGAUACCUGGAGUGUGCCGAUCACGUUGAGCAGAUGCUUGGGCAGGAAUUUGACAUAAGUCAUUGCUCAGUGACGGAACAUGCUGAUGCUGCACUGGCAAGUGCUGAAAACUCCUAUGACAACCUUUCCUUGCCUAUCAUGGAGUUGGUUGUUGAAUCGUUGAAGAAAGACGACUGGUGCCAGCGUCUUAAGGCAGUCCUCGAUCCACCAGUUACCGUCGAGUUGUCCGACGAGGAGCCAGCUGGUGAUGAUGGCGGUGAUGGUGAUGAUGAUGGCAACGAUGAUGAUGGUGAAGAUGACGGAGAUGAUGGUGAUGAUCGACGCGAUGAAUAGGAUAGUUUGUUGAAUAGGUGGUUGAUAGGCAUUUGUGCCUUUGUAAUUUCUUCGGACACUCUAUGUACAAUGCUGCGCAUUUGCGCAAGUUUUAAAUGAAAUGAAACAUUUUGGUUUUUUCCGUUGCAAUUAUUGCAUUGCUAUAAAAACUUUAUGUUAAAUUAGCUCGA
Molecule: messenger RNA, 1369 nt
Organism: Helianthus annuus (common sunflower)
Lineage: Eukaryota; Viridiplantae; Streptophyta; Magnoliopsida; Asterales; Asteraceae
Product: myosin-6-like
Exons: 3
Coding region: 69-1199 (376 amino acids)
Source: RefSeq, a predicted model, not a curated record